AACGCGCCUCGUCCACCGUGGUAUUGAAUGACCCUGACGUAUCCAUCCGCGUCGUGCCGCUGCCCACCGUUGUGCUGGCCGGCGUGGUACUGCUCGACUGUGUCGAGCUCGAAAUCGGCCUACUCGACGUUGCGCAGCUCGUCUCGACCCUGCCCGCGCUGACGCGCAGUGUCGACGCGGCACCCAUCGUGGGAGUCGCACUGCUGGUCGUCUGCGACGUACUGCUAGACAACGGGGCACUGCAAGUCCAGAUGGUGGACGAUGCAGAUGCGCAGCUGGUCUCGUUCGAGUUAGCCGUCGCGCUGCUGGCGCCGCUCGCGCACGUCGUCCGAGUACUCGUCUCGGUCACCGUGGUAUUCUGCGCGAUAGUGUCGCGCUCGACGCCGUGCGGCACAAUCGCUCUGCUCGUCGCGGCCACGCGCGAGCGGCUGCUCAAUGUCGUUGUGGAAGUGGCCGUGGACGUCACGCUCCUCGAGGACGCACUGGCCGCGACCGCGCUGCUCGAGGUCGCAGCGCUGGUCGGCUGCGGCGUACUGCGAGACAGCGAUGCACGGGAAGUCGAGGUGGUGGGCGAGCAGUUGCGCUGCUGGUCAC
Prorocentrum cordatum is the source of this 594-nucleotide messenger RNA. The record is from the annotation of a GenBank genome assembly. NCBI's taxonomy places the organism in Eukaryota, Dinophyceae, Prorocentrales, Prorocentraceae.